AUGGCCUCACAAUCGGAUCAGCCCAGUCCAGCCAGCUCCAGUUCCAGUUCGAGCUCCGGCUUUGGACGCACACACAAACGGCAAGUAUUGGGUCCUUUACGGUCGGUGAUCGCAGAUUUGCACUCAGAUGAAAUCGAAGAGGAUUCGGAAGAGGAGGACGAUAAUGACAUGGACUCGGACAUGGAGCGACCGUUGCACACGCAGAUGACACAUCGCCACCGCAGGGUGAGUUUAAGUGACGGCAGUGAUAGUGAAAAUAGUUCUACCUCUUCACCACUGCCCCAUAAUGACCCCCAACCUCUACUGAAAACUGCCAAUAACCAGAUUGUGAACCUCAUUGAGGAAACGGGACACUUUCACAUCACAAACACUACUUUUGACUUUGACCUCUGCUCUCUGGACAAAACCACAGUUCGGAAGCUGCAAAGCUACCUGGAGACUUCUGGAUCAUCUUGAAGACUUGUGCAGCUGGCUGCCACGAGGAGGAAAAUCACACCUCCCUUUUUCCCUCCUUUUGUUUUUUCUCCUAAAUUGAAAACUUGUAAGGCAAUGGAAAGGAUCCGCUUUCAUUCCAGAGCUCCUCUCGUCUCUCGAAAGGCCUCAGAAAUUGAAAUCAUUAUUACAUGAGUCUGGAGAUUCUUACGCUCCACCUGGACUUCACCCAAAAAGCCUUGAUAAUCCGACAUUGCCAAAACAUGUUCUUGCUCCAAAACAAAAUACAUUUGUGUAUAUUGUAUGAAUGUUUGAUAAGUUUUUUGUGACGAAUGCAUGUUUCAACACUGCCUUACCACAUUGACUAUUUAUUGAGUAUGAGUUUCAAGUGUGUGUGUGUGUGUAAGUGCAAAUUAUAUUAAACUUGUGCAAGCACUUGAGAACAUCAUCUCAUCGGCAAUGAAACGUCUCUUAACAUCCACUGUUUUUAUGGAUCACAAGCAAUGUUUUUCAUGCUGUACAUGUAAAAUGAACGGUUUCAGAUUAUGCUGGACGGAGGAAGACUUUUAACUCUAUUAAUCAAUGAAUUGCACAUUGUCAGCAAACUCAUUUGAAAGAAGGCAGGAUCUUAAGCAAAUCCAGUGACCUCUAUCUCAAAUGUUUCUUAACGUCGUUGCAGUAGGAAAGUGUAAUGUUGAAUCCUCUAAUGUUAUUUAUUGUUUUUGGGGACCACAGUUCCCAUGGCUGUUCAUUGGUUGUCCCCAAAACAGUUGGAAAAAGCCAAGUCUUAAUUGUAGUUUGGGAGUUCUUUGUUAAUCUGAGGAAAUCAAGAAGUGAUCACAGUUAGCUUUUCAGUUCCAUUGUUUUUUUGUUUUUAAUUGGAUUAUUUGAUAGGCUAAUAUCAGCAUAUUGUGCAGUUGAGUUGUAGCCCUCAAGUUGUGCUUUGUGCAAAAGCAACAUCGUUCACUUUUCAUUUCCUUAUAAUGUUGAAUCAGAUAAGCCAACCAUAAAUCUAGAUAUUUUGGGAGACACGGUGAUGGUGGUGGUGGGGUUGAGAAGGGUUUGAAUUUAUCAGAGAAUUUUUUUUAUUGUUUUUGUUGAAUGAAAAUCAUGCCUUGUACCCUUUAUUAUUGUUUAUUUCCCAGAUUAAUUUUUUCAGGCCAAAAAGCUUUUAGUUUAGUUAUCAUUAUAUAAUGUUUAUAUGUGUACAUAAACUUUAUAUGUGAUAAAAAAAAAAAAAAGUGAUUAUCUUUCCUUUCUUGGAAGGCACUGAACUGCUUCCAGUAGAAAGUUCUUGAUCAUGAUAUAAAUUCAAAACAGAGUCGUGGAUGUGUAGUUACUGACCAGUGAACAUUUUAUCAUUGAUGUUAGGAAUGGUUUUUGUUUAAUGGACGGGAAUAGCUGGUGAAUAUACAAUCAUCUGAAUAUCCCUUGUGCUGUGCUGAAUAUCCUUUACCUAACUUGAUGUUCCCGUUAUGACCGGCCUUUUAAAAAUUGCUUGUAA
Messenger RNA from Sinocyclocheilus rhinocerous, 1936 nucleotides. Its product is annotated as protein AF-9-like. NCBI's taxonomy places the organism in Eukaryota, Metazoa, Chordata, Actinopteri, Cypriniformes, Cyprinidae. Gene Ontology annotation, molecular function: chromatin binding. Gene Ontology annotation, biological process: positive regulation of DNA-templated transcription. The transcript is spliced from 5 exons. Bases 1 to 456 code for a protein of 151 amino acids. The record is from RefSeq and is a predicted model, not a curated record. Gene Ontology annotation, cellular component: transcription elongation factor complex.